Tauraco erythrolophus (red-crested turaco) is the source of this 855-nucleotide messenger RNA. It is a transcript of the gene CD86, whose product is annotated as CD86 molecule. Gene Ontology annotation, biological process: immune response; cellular response to lipopolysaccharide; cell surface receptor signaling pathway. NCBI's taxonomy places the organism in Eukaryota, Metazoa, Chordata, Aves, Musophagiformes, Musophagidae. Gene Ontology annotation, cellular component: external side of plasma membrane. The record is from RefSeq and is a predicted model, not a curated record.
AUGGAGGUCUGCAUACUCUUCCUUUACGUUAUGAUACUUCUCCCAGGUAUUGCUGCCAGUGUGCAUCAGGUGAAGUCAUUUCUCAACCACACUGCAUACUUAUCUUGCUAUUUUCCAAACUCUCAGAAAACUGACGUCAAGGAUUUAAGAGUUUUUUGGCAAAAAGGUGCGGUCGAAGUGGUGCACGAAGUAAAUUACGGCCAAGAAAAACAUGAUAACCUCAGUCCUAAGUACGUAAACCGCACCAAGAUGGACAUGGACAGGUGGACCUUGCAAUUGUUAAACGCAGGAAUUGUGGACGAGGGACAGUAUAAAUGUAUUAUCCAGCAGAGAGAUAAAGGAUCGCCGAAGGUCAUACACACAUCCGAGUGCUUACUGCACAUCAUUGCCAACUAUAGCCAACCCGAGAUAGCAUGGCUGCACGCUGGGGAACUAAAGCCCAACGAAUACUUGAAUCUUUCCUGUUCUUCCAGCGGAGGUUAUCCAGAGCCCAAGCAGAUGACUUGGCUAAUCUCACAUGAGAACACAACACACACGCUCACGCAUCACAUGGACAUCUCACAGGAUGCUGUAACAAAGCUGUACAGUGUUACUACCAAGCUGAACAUAACAGUUCCUACAAACACCCUCACUAACAUCAGCUGCUUGCUCCACCUUGGAGAGCAGCUGGGGAGCCUUGUCUCAGUGCCACUGGGCAUAGAGAUACCGGGGGAACAAAUGGAGCAAGAGAAGAUAAAUUUCCUUGGCCCACUUAUAGUUGUAAUUAUACUGAUCGUGUUUCUUCUGGGUUUUGUGAUAUUGAAGAAGAACAGAAAUACCUCACCUACCAACCAGAGUGUCAGUCUAGCAGUCUAG